GAAUAGUAUCAACUUUUUUGUUUAUAAGUAAGACAUGUUGUUGUGGAUCAAAAAUCUGCAUAUUGAAUCUGAAUCGAUUCCUUAGAAACGAAUUAAAAGAAAACGAUGAUGUCUAGCGGAACGAUAGCAGGGAUCCAAGGGCAACCUCUCGAGGUUACUGUGGUGUGUUGCUCGAAAUUGAAAGACACAGAAUGGAUUUCAAGACAAGAUCCUUAUGUUUGCCUUGAAUACGCGACCAACAAGUUCCGAACCAAAACAUGCACAGAUGGUGGAAAAAACCCUGUUUUUCAAGAGAAGUUUGUGUUUUCCCUCAUUGAAGGCCUUCGUGAGAUCAAUGUCGCUGUUUGGAACUACAAUACUGUCACCUCUGAUGACUUUAUCGGCACCGGAAAGGUUCAAUUGCACAAGGUUCUCUCUCAAGGUUUUGAUGACUCUGCAUGGCCACUUCAAACUAAAAAUGGCAGACACGCAGGUGAAGUGAAACUCAUAAUGCAUUAUGCUAAUGCCAAAGUGAAUCACCAGAAACCUGCAGGCUCCUCAAGCCAUAUUCCUUACAUGGCAACACCGCCGGCAGUCCCGUUAUAUAAUCAGGUUCCUUCCUACUACCCACAGCAACAACCACACUCUAAUUAUCACAAUCCAGCAAUACCUGCUGCUGCUGCUUCUGCUUAUCCACCACCACCAUCUUACCCUGCUGCUUCACACAAUCCAUCACCCUAUCCACCACCACCACCAUCGCCAUACCCUCCUCCCCACUCUUAUCCUCCAUCUUCAGCCUAUCCACCGCCUUCAUACCCUCCACCUACAGGUUAUCCUCCAAACGCUGGAUUCUAUCCUCCGCCAUACUGAGUACUGUGACAUUAUGCUACUUUCUCAGAACCAUCAUGCUUUCGGUGAUGAUUAGUUUUUACAAGCUUUGCCCAGAUUUCUGCCUUAGAGCAUUUGUCUAAGUUUUUAUUUUGUAAUGCAUAAAAAACCAUUUUUAAUUUGUUGGCAUGACUUUCUGUCUUUCUAUUUAUCUAUCUAUCAUUCUAUUAAAACUAAGAUGUGA
Messenger RNA from Medicago truncatula (barrel medic), 1051 nucleotides. RefSeq names its product elicitor-responsive protein 1. NCBI's taxonomy places the organism in Eukaryota, Viridiplantae, Streptophyta, Magnoliopsida, Fabales, Fabaceae. Bases 106 to 849 code for a protein of 247 amino acids. The transcript is spliced from 6 exons. The record is from RefSeq and is a predicted model, not a curated record.